This is a messenger RNA of Sphaerulina musiva SO2202, 1993 nucleotides long. RefSeq lists its product as uncharacterized. The record is from RefSeq and is a predicted model, not a curated record. Gene Ontology annotation, molecular function: protein serine/threonine phosphatase activity. The transcript is spliced from 2 exons. Bases 227 to 1708 code for a protein of 493 amino acids. Lineage: Eukaryota; Fungi; Ascomycota; Dothideomycetes; Mycosphaerellales; Mycosphaerellaceae.
GCCGCGUCGUUCACUUCACUUCACUUCGCUUCAUCCAGGACUUUCUCUCCCUUGUCUAUCCUUUAUCCAUCGUACAAGCUGAAUUGCAGCAACGCCUACGCAUACAUAAAAUAUACACACGGCCCGAGAGCUCCUCUUCACUGCGCUUCACUGCUCCGCUCGGCUCUGCCUAGCUUUGCUCACUUGCGCCACAGUUGCCCAGGAGCCCGAUGGAAGGGUGAUAGCGAUGAACAGCCUCAGCUCCCUCGCGAGGCUCACCACCCCCAGCGCUUCUCCUCCGAGAUCGCGAAAGAGCUCGUCGGCCCGCGUGGACACACUGGCCUCACAGCACGACUCGGCACACGGCGGCUCGGGACUCGAUAUAGGCUCACUCGCCGAGAAGCUGGGCCACGAGGGCGCGUAUGAGGUCAGCAGGGCGGGCGACGAGGACGCCCACGAUACGGAACAAUGGGCCGACGAGAAGACGCCUUUGUUGGAUGGCGGCGACACCAGCGCUUCGGGGCGUGAAAGCGGCUCGGUCUGGCGACUCCCACAUCGCAUAGGUGCCGCAGUGCUCUACGGCGUCACCCUCGUCUUUUCCACCAUUACUGCGCCCGGGCGAUACGUGAUUGCCUGCUUCUACGACGAGGAAGGCCGCUUCUCCACCAUCUUGCCAUUGACACGACUGAAGAAUCUGAUGACACAGCAAAAGAGGCGACAGUCUGCGCAGCAGUUGGGCCUGCGCGGUCAACAGCAUCUCCGCGAGAAGCCACAGAUGCGAGCUUCGAGGCAUGGGAGGCGCUCGCCAUCUGUGGACAGUAACGCCUCGACCGUGUCGUAUGGGACCUCUGAAGGAGAAGCAGAUGACAGCCCUGCGCGACAUACACGUUCCAAGACGAGUACAUCUCAACUGAGUAAUGACACCCUGCCAAAGAAGAGCAUUCGCAUAAGGGAGAAUAGCUUGCGGAAACGCAAAGAUCCUAUGGCCAGGACAAAGGCUGCAAGUGCAGAAGAUGCUGCAGCAGUGGCGCCAAUGCUGAAGUCGCCCACUUCAUCUGCCAUCUCCAAGCUGAAGUAUCCCCGAUCACCUGCCACGCCACGACCUUUAGUGCCUCGAAGGCAGCCCAGCUACAUCUUGUCAUACCCGUCAUCUACGCCGAAGAAGACCUUGAUCAUCGACCUCGACGAAACAUUGAUCCACAGCAUGGCCAAGAGCAAUAGGAUGUCUACGGGCCACAUGGUCGAAGUGCGACUCGGCGGACCUGUAAGCUCUUCUGGUGUACAAAUUGGCCCAGGUGUACCCAUAUUAUACUAUGUGCACGAGCGACCUGGGUGCCACGAAUUCUUGCGGAAAGUCUCCAAGUGGUACAACUUGAUCGCUUUCACCGCGAGUGUUCAGGAAUAUGCAGAUCCGGUUGUGGACUGGCUCGAGCGAGAACGAAAGUACUUUUCGGGGAGGUACUACAGGCAACAUUGCACAUACAGGAACGGUGCAUACAUUAAAGACCUUGCUCAGGUCGAGCCGGAUUUGAGCAAAGUAAUGAUCUUGGACAACUCGCCAAUGAGUUACAUAUUUCACGAGGAUAACGCGAUCCCCAUCGAAGGAUGGAUUAGCGACCCUACAGACAAAGAGCUUCUGCACCUGAUACCCCUGCUCGAAGGUCUACAGUAUUGUACAGACGUCCGGGCCUUGUUGGCUUUACGGCACGGACAAGCACAGCAAGCGUAGACGGAAGAUUGAUCAUCAAAUCUAAAUAGUAGAUUCUUCGGGGUCGUUGGGAUUCUCGCUUCAAUGAAUGAAUGCGCUCUGGAAUCCCGAGAGCUUGCGUCAUGACUUCCAGUAGAGGCAGUGGUGGCCCAUGGUAUCCCGUGCAUCGUGGAGAGUCCAUCACGAUGGCUCUGUUCUUGGGUACCUCUGUGUGUGUGUGUGUGUGUGUGUGUGUAUGUGUAUGUACAGUAAUAGAUGAGACAUGAGAUACCACCUAUGCUUCUCUUCCGUCAAAGUCAUGCAGAG